Equus caballus (horse) is the source of this 3088-nucleotide messenger RNA. The record is from RefSeq and is a predicted model, not a curated record. NCBI's taxonomy places the organism in Eukaryota, Metazoa, Chordata, Mammalia, Perissodactyla, Equidae.
AUUUUUAAUAAUAAUAAGGUUUUAGAACUAAAAUUCACAACAAUGACGUAUAAGUUGGGAGAGAAUGCCUCAUCCAGGAAGAGGGCAGAAGCAAGGACUGUUACACUGUGACAGGUCAGGAGGUGUGUGAUAAUGUCCACGUGCCCCGAAAGAAAGACAGAAGAUGUAUAAUAACUGAGCUAAUAGGAGGAAUGAAAUAAUAAAAAUUAUUUAAUCCAGAAGAAGCCAAGAGAGGAAAAGAAAGGGAACCUAGAAGAGGCCAGGCAGAUAGAAAGGGUUUAAGAAGAUGAUAAUUUAAAUGCCAAUAUAUUAGUAAUUACGGGACAUGAAAUGGGCUAAAUGCUCUAGUUCAAAGGCAAAGAUUGUUGGAUGGAGUUUUAAAAUAUUACAGCCUGAGAGCCUGUCCACUGUGGGGCGUGAUGGAGGGUUGCUCAUUUGCUGCGCUGCCACUGGUCACUUGAGAAGGUUCCAGAAGUUCCAUGGCAGUUGGAGCCCCUCAGGGAAGGGAGCCGUUUGCUUUACUGGUCUGGGAAAGAGCUGCCCAUCAGUUUGUCCUGCUUGAGACUGGAGCAGCCGUUUGCCGUCAGGUGACCGCGGGUGGUGUAAGGAAACGUCAAGAUGACGAUUACACCAGAUGUCAGACUAGAGUAUUUGGAGGGAAUAGCUUCUCUCAUCCUGAAGUUCAAGCCGGACAAGUGGAGCAGGAUGAUUGGAAUGGAAGAGAACGUGGCCUUGUUCACCGAGUUCUUCGAGAAGCCGGAAGUCUCGGUCCUGGUGAUGACGCUCCAUCCCUCGGGCAUGAUCCUUCCCUGCCUGGGCUUCCCAGCGUCGCUCAAGUCCAAAGGAGUUUACUUCAUCAAGAAGAAACCUGAAAACAUCAGCAAGAGCGACUACAAGGACCGUUUCAUCUACGGGGACAUAAGCCCGGCACCUGUGGACCAGCUGAUUGCGAUCGUGGAGGAGGUCCUCUACUCUCUGUUGAACCAAAGUGAAAACAUGAGCGGAUGGCCCCGGGUGGUCUCCGAAGACAUUGUGAAGCAAGUCCACAAGCUGAAGAACGAAAUGUUCGUGAUGGGGGGCAAGAUCCGAGGGAAGACCCUGCUCCCCGUUCCAGAGCACCUGCGGAGCCUGCACGGCACGCGGGAGUCCAUGGAGAGGAUUCCCGCUUCCCUGGACAGCUCGCUGCUGCACGCCAUCGAAACCAUCAUCAUCGACUGGUCCCACCAGAUCAGAGACGUGCUGAGCAAGGACUCAGCCCAGGCCCUGCUGGACGGGCUGCACCCCCUGCCCCGAGUGGAGUUCGAGUUCUGGGACGCCCGGCUCAUGAACCUGCAGUGCAUCCAUGAGCAGCUAAAUAGGCCCAAAGUGAACAAAAUAGUUGAGAUCCUGGAAAAAGCCAAAAGCUGCUACUGGCCAGCCCUGCAGAACGUGUAUAUGAACAUCACUGAAGGGCUGAAGGAAGCCAACGAUAUUGUUCUGUAUCUGAAGCCGCUGCGGAUCUUGUUGGAGGAGAUGGAGCAGGCCGACUUCACGGUGCUCCCGACCUUCAUUGCCAAGGUGCUGUACACCAUCUGCUUUAUCUGGGCCACCUCCGAGCACUAUAACACACCCUCCAGGAUCAUCGUCAUCCUUCAGGAGUUCUGCAACCAGAUCAUCGAGAUGACACGAACUUUCCUGAGCCCAGACGAGGUGCUGAAAGGCCUGCAAGGGGAAAUCGAGGAGGUUCUGAGCGGCAUCUCCCUGGCUGUGAAUGUUCUCAAGGAGCUCUACCGCAUCUAUGACUUCUGCUGCGCCAACAUGAAGCUCUUCUUUAAGAAAAACAAGGAGCCGGUGCCUUGGGAAUUCCCUUCUUCCCUUGCAUUUUCCAGGAUGAAUUCCUUCUUCCAUCGCCUCCAGACCAUUGAGGACCUUUAUAAAACAGCUAUUGAGUUUCUGAAGCUAGAGAAAAUCGAGCUUGGGGGCGUGAGGGGGAACAUCCUGGGAAGCCUGGUCACGCACAUCUACGAUGAGGUCUUCGAGCUGGUGAAGGUUUUUGCUGACUGCAAAUAUGACCCCUUGGACCCUGGCGAUUUGAGUUUUGAUGACGAUUACGCUGAUUUUGAGACCAAAAUUCAAGAUCUGGAUAGGCGGCUGGCCACGAUCUUUUGCCAAGCGUUUGACGACUGCGGCUCCAUUGAGUCCUGCUCAAAGCUCCUGUACAUGUGUGGGGGCCUCUUGGAGCGGCCUCUGAUUCUUGCCGAGGUGGUACCCAGGUACUCAGUCAUGCUGGAGCUGUUUGAUGCUGAGCUGGACAACACCAAGAUCUUGUAUGAUGCCCAGAUUGCAGCCUCUGCAAAUGGGAAUAUACCCCCAAUCCACAAAAACAUGCCCGCAGUGGCCGGGCAGCUCAAAUGGAGCCUAGAGCUGCAGGAGAGGCUGGAGGCCCCCAUGAAGGACCUAAAGCAUGUAGAGCACCCGGUCAUGUCCAGCGUGGAGGCCAAGCUGACCUACCAGAAAUACGACGAGAUGAUGGAGCUGCUGAGAAGCUACCGAGAGAAGAUCUACCAGCAGUGGGUGGCAGGAGUGGACAAAGAUUGCCACUUCAACCUGGGGCAGCCCCUGAUACAGAGGGACCCCAUCACAAACCUCAUCCAGGUCAACUUCAGCAAAGCGGUGGGUGCUGUCUUGCCGCCGCGUCGGGGUCCCGGGUUCCACUGCAGGUGGGGGUGGGAGAAGCCCGAAGCCGCUGAGGCCACUCCCCUUCUGCCAAGUGUUCUUGGGGGAUCGAUGCUUAUGUCCUGGUUAGCUAAAGCUUUAUUAUUUAAGUAUUUUGAAAAGUAUGUCCAGGAUAUUUUUAAGAUAUGAGACAAAAUACCUUGGAAAUGGCUUCAAUAAUUACAUGAUUUUAAAGCUUGGCUACCUUUCCUGGACUCCCAAGAGGGAACAUCAAUUUGAGAAUUUACAAAAGAAAGGAAAAAAAAAAGGUCUUUGCAGCAUCUGAACAAACAGGACACCUGGUCACGUCGGGCAAGCUGGAGAGAAUUGGUAGUGUGGGCUGGGCCCGGAGAGUUUAGAUGGGCACCAAGGACCAAAGCAGAGCAGCCUUCUG